GCUCAGCUGGAUGCAGACCUGGGGCUGUCCAAAGAGCAACCCGAGGCGUUUGCGGGGACCCCGGGGGUGGGUGGGGAGCAGCCGUGUUCCUCGUCCAUCUCCAGGGGGGUUGUGCGGGAGCGCCUCCCCCUCGGCGUGGCAGUUCCCUCCGCCUGCCGGCCUCCCACCGCUGACCUUCCCCUCCUUCCUCCUCCCCUCUUGGGCAGGGCUCAGCUGGAUGCAGACCUGGGGCUGUCCAAAGAGCAGCUGGAACGCCUGACGGAGCGGGUAGUCUUCUACACCACCUCGGGCACUCGGUCCAUACAGCGCCUUUUCCUGGUGGACGACUUGGUGGAGUCCAUUAAGUUUGCUUUCUUGUUCUACAUCCUCACGUACGUGGGAGCCGUGUUCAACGGGAUGACUCUGCUUAUUCUGGGAGUUAUAAGUGCAUUUACCUUCCCUCUGCUGUACAGGCAACAUCAGGCACAAAUUGACCAGUACGUAGGGCUGGUGAGGAACCAGUUGAGUAACCUCCGAGCAAAGAUGUUGGCCAAGCUCCCGACAGCCAAAGCAAAAGCGGAAUGAAUGGCACCCCUCCUCUCUGUCCCCCCCCCCAUAUACA
Gekko japonicus is the source of this 601-nucleotide messenger RNA. Its product is annotated as reticulon-2-like. Lineage: Eukaryota; Metazoa; Chordata; Lepidosauria; Squamata; Gekkonidae. The transcript is spliced from 5 exons. The record is from RefSeq and is a predicted model, not a curated record. The annotation marks the transcript as partial.